This is a messenger RNA of Phyllostomus hastatus (greater spear-nosed bat), 966 nucleotides long. RefSeq names its product olfactory receptor 2AT4-like. Bases 1 to 966 code for a protein of 321 amino acids. Lineage: Eukaryota; Metazoa; Chordata; Mammalia; Chiroptera; Phyllostomidae. Gene Ontology annotation, biological process: G protein-coupled receptor signaling pathway. Gene Ontology annotation, cellular component: membrane. Gene Ontology annotation, molecular function: olfactory receptor activity; G protein-coupled receptor activity. The record is from RefSeq and is a predicted model, not a curated record. The transcript has a single exon.
AUGGAUGCCACAGCCUGUAAUGGAUCAAGAGACUCUUCACCCAUCUUCUACCUGGUGGGCAUCCCUUCUCUACAGGAGUUCCUCUUCCUCCCUGUCUUCUUCAUCUUCCUGUUCUUCUACCUGCUUAUCCUGGUGGGUAACACCCUGAUCCUGGUGGCUGUGGUGGCAGAGCCCAGCCUCCACAAGCCCAUGUACUUCUUCCUGAUCAAUCUCUCUGCUCUGGACAUCCUUUUAACAACAACCAUUGUCCCCAAGAUGCUGUCCCUACUGUUACUUGGGGAUCGCUUCCUCAGCUUCUCUGCCUGCUUCCUGCAGAUGUAUCUCUUCCAUGGUCUCGGCUGCUGUGAAGCCUUCAUCCUGGUGGUCAUGGCCUAUGACCGCUAUGUGGCCAUCUGCUGCCCACUGCACUAUCCUGUCCACAUGACCCCACAGACCAAUGCUGCCCUGGCAGCCAGUGCCUGGCUUGCUGCCCUCCUCCUGCCAAUCCCAGCAGUGGUGCAGACAUCUCACAUGGCUUUUGGUUCUGUGGCCCAUGUCUACCACUGUUUCUGUGACCACUUGGCUGUGGUCCAGGCCUCCUGCUCUGACACCAUACACCAGACCUUCAUGGGCUUCUGCAUUGCCAUGGUGGUGUCCUUUCUGCCCCUUCUCCUGGUGCUUCUGUCCUAUGCCCUCAUCCUGGCCUCGGUGCUUCGCAUCAGGUCCCGGGAAGGACGCUCAAAAGCCUUUUCCACCUGCAGCUCCCACCUCCUGGUGGUUGGCACCUACUACUCCUCCAUUGCCAUAUCCUAUGUGUCUUACAGGGCUGACCUGCCCCUGGACUUCCACAUCAUGGGCAAUGUGGUGUAUGCUAUCCUCACACCUGUCCUCAACCCUCUCAUCUACACACUGAGGAACAAGGAUGUCAAAGCAGCCAUCACCAAAAUGGCAUGUCCCCAGGGCCCAGGGCAUUCUGGGGACCUUUGA